UCAUUGAGCACAAAUUGCAAAAGCAAUGACCACCUUCAGCUAACUAUGCUAACACAAGUGUCACCAAAUUAUUGUUAAAAUUGAGAUGAGAACAUGUCAAUAUCCCCAGCCUAACUCUGCUUUUUCCCUCCAGGUGUUCUUCUCAGCCUACAUCUUCAAUAGUAAUGUGAUGGUGAAAGUUGCCACCCAGCCGGCUGAAAAUCCCAUAGAUGUUCUCUCCAGGAAGCUCCACUUGGGACCUGGGAUGGGCCGCGACGUCCCCCGCCUCUCCUUACCUGGAAAACUGGUCUUUCCCAGCUCCACAGGAAGUCACUUCUCAAUGCUGGGAAUCGGAGACAUCGUGAUGCCGGGGCUGCUGUUAUGCUUCGUCCUGCGCUAUGACAACUACAAGAAGCAGGCCAAUGGGGAAGUCCCAAUCUCCGGACGCAUGCAGCGCGUCUCCUAUUUCCACUGCACUCUCGUCGGAUACUUUGUGGGUCUGCUGACGGCCACUGUGGCCUCCAGGAUCCACCGUGCUGCUCAGCCCGCUCUGCUCUACUUGGUGCCCUUCACCCUGCUGCCUCUGCUCACUAUGGCCUACCUGAAGGGGGAUCUGCGGCGCAUGUGGUCCGAGCCCUUCCACACCAAGACCAGCAGCUCCCGCUUCCUGGAGGUAUGAUGCACCCUGGGAAAUACCGACCAGUGCGGGGAGGACUGCGGAUCCUUUACCUUUUUAUUAGAGGGAAGGAGAGAGGGCACACUCACAGUGAGGCCAUGUUGUCAUCACUUGUUCAUGCUUUCCGCCAAUCUUCUGUGACAACCCUCAGAAGGACACCAGUGUGUGGAUCACAACGCCCCGACACGACUCAUCUUUGGUUCCUACAUCCUCCCCUGUUUCAUCUCCGCUUCCUCUUUUCUGUUUGUUUCCUCUUCAUUAUAGCACAUCCUGCCUACGUUGUAUUUGUUCUGCCCCCCUUCCUCUCUUUUUUCCUUUUUCUCUUCUCUAUAGUUAUUCCCAUUUUGCCACUUCCCUCCAAAGGCCUCGUUACAUUCGUCUGGCCUCUUGUCUCUCUCUGCGUUUCCUCCUUUUCUCUGCAUCUCUGUUUUACACCGACUCAGAUGAACUCGAGGGCCUGGCCUCCCCCUUUUUGUGGACUUAGGGUUGUGAGACAUGGCUGGGGUUUAUAUAUUUUUUUUUUAGCAUUGUCGUGGUCCUUCUUAUUAUUAAUAUUCGUACUAUUAUGGAACGAUUUAAACAAACUGAGAAGAGACGUAGUGUUGCAGUGGCACAGGACGUUGCUCGGGAGCAGUGACACAGUGAAGGAGAAGAGUCUUCCCCCUCCAUCCGUCUCCCCCCCAUCCGUCUUCCCUCCCCCUGCUUUUCUCAUCUGUCCCAUCAUCCCACCACAAUGGCUUCUCCCCUCUGACACUCCUGCGAGCCCCGCCCUCCUCCUCUCUGUCCAUCUGCUGUCCCCAUUCCCCCCCCCACACAGAUAACUAUGUAUUUUAUUUAGAAAAGUUUUAUUCUUGGCAUAUAAAGAAAUGAUGCAUUAUAAAUUGUUAAGCUGCCCCCAGCGUUUGAGGGGCUGCUUCUAUUUGUAUAUAUGUGUAUUUGCGGUAUCUUGAGUUUGUAUUUGUGUUCGGGAGCAUGUUGAACAGGGUGGGAAACUGACGUCAGCCAACAGCCGAAUUUUUGGUGAAUUUUGUCUGCCAGUUGUUUCGAGUCGACUGGUGAGCAUCCAUCAUUUAGAGGUUGUUUUCUAAAGUUUGUUGGCUUGUGUGAUAGAAACGUAGCUGAUGGAUCUUUGGUAUGAAAAAAAACACCUGCCUCGGUGGCUGGUUGAUGAAAAAGUUAGUUUCCUGCUCUCAUGUUAGAGUGUGUUUGCAUUUGUGUGUGUGUGUGGGAGAACGAAACUGAUGAGUGAAUGAUUGUUUUACUCGCUUUUAAUUUGAAUCAUGAUAAUGUUAAAAAAACAAUGACAAUAGUCAGGUUUCCAUUGAGCUGGGCGUGUUGGAUCAAACGUUGUCAUGAACACAUGACGAAUGGUUUGUGUCUAAUGUACAAAUUGACAGAAAAUCUCCACAGGGGUCACUUUCUUUUUAACGGUCCUUCUGCGGACAGAUGGAAAUGUAUACAGUGUUUUUUUUUUUCAAAUAAAUGAAUGUUGAAUUAA
This is a messenger RNA of Notothenia coriiceps (black rockcod), 2153 nucleotides long. It is a transcript of the gene sppl3, whose product is annotated as signal peptide peptidase 3. Gene Ontology annotation, biological process: membrane protein proteolysis. The transcript has 4 exons. The record is from RefSeq and is a predicted model, not a curated record. Gene Ontology annotation, molecular function: aspartic endopeptidase activity, intramembrane cleaving. Bases 86 to 658 code for a protein of 190 amino acids. NCBI's taxonomy places the organism in Eukaryota, Metazoa, Chordata, Actinopteri, Perciformes, Nototheniidae. Gene Ontology annotation, cellular component: cytoplasmic side of endoplasmic reticulum membrane; Golgi-associated vesicle membrane; lumenal side of endoplasmic reticulum membrane.